AAAGAGAACAAUACGACGAAAUGAAGACAAUGGUUACCAACAUACAAAAGCAGAUGGAACGACAGGCGUUAGAGGCAGAACGUCGAGAACAAGCUAGACAAAAGAGAGCAGAAGAAAGACAAAAGAGAGCAGAAGAGAGAGAAAAGCUAGCAGGAAAGAGAGAAAGAGAACAAUACGACGAAAUGAAGACAAUGGUUACCAACAUACAAAAGCAGAUGGAACGACAGGCAUUAGAGGCAGAACUUUGUGAACAAACUAGAGAAAAGGGAGCAGAAGAAAGAGAAAAGCUAGCAGACGAAAGAGAAAAAGAACAAUACGAUGAAAUGAAGACAAUGGUUACCAACAUACAAAAUCAGAUGGAACGGCAAGCAUUAGAGGCAGAACGUUGUGAACAAGCUAGAGAAAAGUUAGCAGAAGAAAGAGAAAAGCUAGCAGAAAAAAGAGAAAGAGAACAAUAUGACGAAAUGAAGACGAUGGUUACCAACAUACAAAAGCAGAUGAAACGUCAGGCAUUAGAGGCAGAAUGCCGUGAACAAUCUAAAGAAAAGCUAGUAGAAGAAAAACAAAAGCUUGCAGAAAACAGAGAAAGAAAGCAGCACAAUGAAAUGAAGACGAUGGUUACCAACAUUCAAAAGCAGAUGGAAUGUCAGAAGUUAGAGGCAGAAUGCCGUGAACAAGCUAGAGAAAAGCUAGCAGAAAAACGAGAAAGAAAACAGUUCGACGAAAUGAAGACAAUGGUUACCAACUUACAAAAGCAGAUGGAACAUCAGGCUUUAGAGGCAGAACGCCGUGAACAAGCCAGAGAAAAGCUAGCAGAAAAAAGCGAAAAGAUAGCGGAAAAAAGAGAAAAAAAAACGAUAUGA
Molecule: messenger RNA, 863 nt
Organism: Erigeron canadensis
Lineage: Eukaryota; Viridiplantae; Streptophyta; Magnoliopsida; Asterales; Asteraceae
Product: vicilin-like seed storage protein At2g18540
Exons: 1
Coding region: 21-863 (280 amino acids)
Source: RefSeq, a predicted model, not a curated record